AUGGCUGAGCUUAAGACAAGAGUAGACGAACUCAAGAUGGAGAACGAGUAUCAGCUUCGUCUGAAAGAUAUGAACUAUAACGAGCGCAUCAAAGAGUUGACAGAAAAGUUCAUUCAAGAAAUGGAAACCCUAAAAACGAAAAACCAACUGCUUAAGACAGAAAAAGAACGCGAAGAAGCACAUCACGAGGUGCAACUGCAAGAGGUCAUGGAGAAGCAUAGCCGUGAGUUACAAGAGCUCGAAUCCGCAUCCAAUCAGAAGUUAAUGAUUGAAUAUGAGAAGUAUCAGGAACUUCAGGCCACUUCACAAAAGAAAGAAGAGGAAUACGACAAACAAUUGAAAACCAUGGAAGAGUCCCGUGAACGUAUGCUGGAAGAAUUAACCGAGUUCUACGACUCCAAACUGGCGGAGAAAAACAUCGCAAUGGACAAUCUGAAUCGGGAAAUUAGGGAACAAACAAUGGAAUACGAUGUUACCAAACGCCUCAUUGAAGAGGAUGCUGACCGUGAGAUACUGGAGACGAAGAUUCGAUACGAACGUCGUCUGCGCGAAGAACGGGAAGCUAACGCGCGUCUGAAAGGUGAAUCCGGAAUCAUGAAGAAGAAAUUCACAAGUCUUCAAAAAGAAAUUGAUGAUCACAAAGAGGAACUGAAAAAGUUUCAUGCGGAAACUCAAAAACUAAAUAAUGUAAUACGAAAUCUUGAAAAAGACAUUCAAGGCUUACGUAAGGAAAUACAAGAACGAGAUGAAACAAUCCAGGAUAAAGUGAGUCAACCUAGAGUAAAAUUUGAUUACUUGAGUUUGUUGAAGACGAAUAAUGUAUUGAGAAAAUGA
Molecule: messenger RNA, 834 nt
Organism: Echinostoma caproni
Lineage: Eukaryota; Metazoa; Platyhelminthes; Trematoda; Plagiorchiida; Echinostomatidae
Source: the annotation of a GenBank genome assembly